Ipomoea triloba (trilobed morning glory) is the source of this 805-nucleotide messenger RNA. Its product is annotated as mitochondrial import inner membrane translocase subunit TIM10-like. Gene Ontology annotation, cellular component: mitochondrial inner membrane. Gene Ontology annotation, biological process: protein insertion into mitochondrial inner membrane. The transcript has 5 exons. Lineage: Eukaryota; Viridiplantae; Streptophyta; Magnoliopsida; Solanales; Convolvulaceae. The coding region runs from base 118 to 372 and encodes 84 amino acids. The record is from RefSeq and is a predicted model, not a curated record.
GUUUAUUUUCUAGGGUUUUACUCUUCCGCCUCAAUUCGCUCUUCCCAGGAUACAAGUAUACACUCCAAUUUGCUACUUUGGUGAACCAUUCUUUGUUCCUUCAGACGUCCACACAUAAUGGCACCUACUAAUUCCCCUUCUGCCGUUGAAAGAGAGCAGAUAUUUGGGAUGGCAGAGAAAGAGAUGGAGUACAGGGUGGAAUUGUUUAACAAGCUUACCCAUACAUGUUUCAAAAAGUGCAUUGAGAACAAGUAUAAGGAAUCUGAGUUGAACAUGGGUGAAAAUAGUUGCAUUGACCGGUGUGUUUCUAAAUACUGGCAGGUGACUAAUCUAGUUGGACAGCUUCUUGGUAGUGGUCGUCCUCCUAUGUAAGAGUGUCCUUCAACAUCUCUCCAUGGAUGAUAAGAAGAAGUAAAAAAGUACAACUGCGUUUUCCCCCAUCUAUCAUUUAGAAAACAACACUAUAACUUGUAGACUUGAGAAAACCUCUUGCUAUUCUUUUAUGCCUCCAUGUUUACUGACAGCAAGAUGCAACUUAUAAGUGCAUCCCUACUAAGAGUUUUUUCAUGGUUUUUAGUAUGAGUUGGAGGUGAGAUUGAGUGAUUUGGAGGGGAGAGGGGAGAGGGGAAAUUGUAUUUGCAAUAAACAAAAGGGUUUUUGUGGUCCCUAGGAAGAGAGAAAAGAUAUGCAAAUAUGUUAUGGUCAUUAUGGCUGAGUGGUCUAAGGCACCAGGCUCAAGUUCUAGUCCUCAUUAGAGAGCGUGGGUUCAAAUCCCACUUUUGAAUUCAAAAUCACUAGUCUCUUA